Molecule: messenger RNA, 1467 nt
Organism: Anthostomella pinea
Lineage: Eukaryota; Fungi; Ascomycota; Sordariomycetes; Xylariales; Xylariaceae
Source: the annotation of a GenBank genome assembly
AUGGACCAGUACGCUUCGGCGCUUCUGGCCUUCCCGCCAGAGACCGAUCUCAACGACAACGCCCUCUACGACCAGGCUGCCAGAUCACACCUGAACAAACUCUCCAAGCUACUCAAGGAACGCAGCAAUGAGCUGGUGACCUACGGUCCGCAGCUACUCGAGCUGCUCGACCCGUCCGUGAAUUCCCUGUCCUACCUCGCCGUCCUCUACACCCUCGUGAUCCCUGGACUGGCCAGUUCUGCCUCCCGAGAGUUCCUUCUGGAGAAGGUGACUGUGUUCCUGAUGACCUUCGACGGGCGACAAUGCCGAUAUGCUGGGAGCAACCUUCUAGAGAUCAUGGGCGCCGUUGGAAGUGGCCAGUUACUACCUCCUUCUGUUGCUGUCGGGGCACUGGCGAGCGCCGUUCUCAACAUUGAUCCUACUGGUACCAUGCUUACCUCGUCUUACCUCAUGCUUGCGAAACUCGCAUACCAUACCGACAACAUCGACCCCGCCCUGCAGGUUAUCGACAAGAACAUUGUCUUCUACCCAAACAUGAACAACCAUGGAGACCCGGACUGCCUGUGCGAUCUCAGCCUAUCCCCUCCGUCUUACAUCACGCGCGACAACGGGCUCACAGCCACGAUGAAGCCGGCAGGUGUUAUGGAAUACGAUUUGCUGUGCGGCCUGAUGUUCUGCUCGAGAAGAGACUGGGCGAAGGCGUUCGCGGCUUUCGAAAGAGUAGUCACAUUCCCCACACGAGAAGGCGGCGCAAGCAAAUUGAUGGCUGAGGCUUACAAGAAGUGGGUGCUGGUCAGCUUGUUAUUGAAGGGAAAGCAGAGCGAACUGCCUUCGUACACAGGGGGCGUUGCAAACAAGCUCUACGGAGUUGUCGGCAAGGCCUACACAAACCUGGCUUCGCUCUUCGUGACCGAGGACGUGCAGGCACUGAGGUCGGAGGCGGAGAAGAACGGCGAGAUCUGGCUAGAGGACUGCAAUAUGGGAUUGGUGCAAGAGGUCCUGGCCGCCUACCAGAAGUGGCGGGUCCUCGGAUUACAGGAUGUCUACACGAAGAUCACCAUUUCCGAGAUCCGAAAGCAGACCACGAGCGCCGAGACGGGUGAGAAGCUCGGGAAGGACGAAGAUGUUCGGAUGCUCAUCCAGAACAUGAUUAUAGGAGGCAUGCUGAACGGGGUGAUCGAGAAGAACGACGACGGCACAGACUUCCUCACAUUCCUAUCGCCCACAACGCAGUUAUCGGAGCAAGACUUCGCGAAGGAACUUGCCCGCACGGCAAUGCGCCUGAAACAGCUGCAGCCCAUUUUCAAGGCGACGAACGAACGCCUGGGCACCAACAAGGACUAUGUCAAGCAUCUUAUCAAGGAGUCGAAGCGCACCGAUAAAGGUGAUGGUCAGGAUCCUACCCUGGGUUUCGACUCCCAAGUUGACGACGAGGACCUGAUGGGAGGCAUAAUAACAACCAGUUAG